Messenger RNA from Limulus polyphemus (Atlantic horseshoe crab), 861 nucleotides. It is a transcript of the gene Rad1, whose product is annotated as cell cycle checkpoint protein RAD1-like. The record is from RefSeq and is a predicted model, not a curated record. The transcript has 8 exons. The coding region runs from base 33 to 740 and encodes 235 amino acids. NCBI's taxonomy places the organism in Eukaryota, Metazoa, Arthropoda, Merostomata, Xiphosura, Limulidae. Gene Ontology annotation, cellular component: checkpoint clamp complex; nucleus. Gene Ontology annotation, biological process: DNA damage checkpoint signaling; DNA repair. Gene Ontology annotation, molecular function: 3'-5' exonuclease activity.
CUGAACACAAUACACCAAAUGUGGCUUAACCAAUGACCUAUACAAUGCCACUUCACAUUCAGGACACUGAUGAUGAUGAUUCAAAUUACAUUCUGAUUGCCAAAAUUGACAAUGUUAAAAAUGUGUCACAGCUUCUAAAAGCAGUUCAUUUCAAGGAGGAAUGUCUUAAUAUAUUUGGAGCCAGUACUGUAUCUGGAAUUACUACAGCUUUGCAUCUGUGCUAUGCAGGCUAUGGAUCUCCACUUGUAUUAAUACUUGAAGAAGGGGGUGUGUUGACUGACUGCCGUAUUAAGACACAAGAAACAGAAGAGGUUUUGGAUUUCCAGUUUUCUCCAGAAAAUGUUGUCAAUAAAGUGAUAAUGAAGUCAGAAAUUUUACGGGAGGCCUGGAGUGACCUGGAUAUGACGAGUGAGAUACUUCAGAUUGUUAUGUCACCUGAUAAACCUUACUUUAGGUUGUCGACAUUCGGAAAUGCUGGCACUAUUCAUGUGGACUAUUCUAAGGACUCUGAUAUGGUGGAAUCUUUCCAGUGUACCCAGACACAAUCAAACAGGUAUAAAAUCUCGCUACUUAAACCCUCUCUUAAGGCUCUAAUCCAGUCUCUAAAGAUCUCUAUUCGAACAGAUGAACAAGGAAUCAUAUGUCUGCAGUACAUGAUUAAAACCGAAGAUGAACACGUAUGUUUUGUUGAAUACUAUUGUGUUCCAGAUGAAGAGGUAGAAGUUGGAGAGUAUGAGUAGUUGUCGCUUUUGUACGUCUUGUAUAUCGUUAUUUUUUACAUAUAUAUUUAUAUACACUAAUGUACAUAUUAGUACUUUGUUACAACAUAUCCAAAUAAAUAAUUUGUAUUUCUGAACCAAA